This is a messenger RNA of Bombyx mori (domestic silkworm), 3173 nucleotides long. RefSeq names its product MSL2 protein (gene msl-2). Lineage: Eukaryota; Metazoa; Arthropoda; Insecta; Lepidoptera; Bombycidae. Gene Ontology annotation, cellular component: MSL complex. Gene Ontology annotation, biological process: protein ubiquitination. The record is from RefSeq and is marked provisional. Gene Ontology annotation, molecular function: ubiquitin protein ligase activity.
UUCGUUUGUAUAUUUUCUUUUAAAAUAAACAAAGAUAACAUACAUGACUUAAUUCAUUGCAAAUUUUCAAAAUGAAUGCAACAAGCCUUUACGUUUCUACGUGUCGACUCAUAAUAUUAGCUGAUCCCGCUGACAAAUCUACGUGGACUGAUUUAUUUCGUUUGGUUCCGUAUUUAAGACAAUCUUUAUCCUGUACGGUUUGCGGUAAUUUACUAAAAGAACCAUAUACGCCAACAAGUUCUGGGUGCCAACAUCACGUGUGUAAAAAGUGUAAAGGUGGUCGAAAAAAAUUAAAACCUUCAUGCAGUUGGUGUAAAGAUUAUGAAAAUUAUACUGAAAACUUACAGUUACGUAUACUCCUUCAGUGUUACAAAAAGUUGUGCGAAUAUUUCAUGGGAACAGAAGUGUACAAAACAUUAUUAGAUGAAGAUGAAGUUGCUGCCAGUGUGAAUGGGGGUACAGUGGCCAGCUCAGGCUUAAUAGAUUUAAUUCAGGAAGGUGCGGGAUUUUCAGACGACUAUAAAAGUACAGGAGGCCUUUCGAAGUCAGCAUAUAGCAUAUUACCAUGUGUAUACACAAAUUCAGCAUCAACACAAACCCAACAUGGAUCUAGUUCAAGUAGCUCGGGAGCAAGAAGUUCCAGAGAUUCUCCCAAUUCAAGAUCAACAGCAAACGGAUCUCCCAUGUAUUCUGUAAUGUAUGCUGGCUCUGGGAAUAAAAUCACAAUCAAAAGAAAAGCAAUGGAUGAAUUGGAUUCACCCCAAAGUGAAUCAUCAUCUAGGGAGAGUAAGUCACUCGGUUUCAAGAAACCAUCAAAUAGAUCCCGUAAUUCUACGGGCGGUAAGCGCAAAGGCUGCAGAUGUGGAAAUGCAACGGCAACACCGGGGAAACUUACUUGUUGCGGCCAAAGAUGCCCCUGUUACGUUGACAGUAAACCUUGUACCGAGUGUAAGUGUAAAGGAUGCAGAAAUCCUCACAGGCCAGACGGGAUGAAGGUCCGACCUCACAUACCACAAUUAGUGGACACACUGCAAUUGACUCUAAACAACCCUGACAGCUCACCAUCAUGUUCAGGCUCAAUGGACAGUUUGGAUACUGAUACCCUUACCAUGGAGGCUAUGGAGGAAUCGCUUAGUUACACUGCAGAACUUAAAUCGUCAAACAUUAAAGUUUACACAAGUCAAUUACAAGAGGUAUCACCGUCGUUGCCAGCGACGAUAAUGAUGGACGAGGACCUAGCUGAAUCGCCGGACGAUGAUAUGAGCUCCCCACAUGACUACACCCUGGCAUCUCCUCAGGGUUACGACGUGGACGUCAUCUCACCGCAGUCAGCAGAGACUCAAGAUGUCACCAGUGACAUUGAGGUGGAUGUAUGACAUCCACUUUCAAUGGCGAGCGACUAGGGUCUCGUCAUCGUCACUAAGUUGACGCGCGUCCAAAGGAACGUUCAGUGCACGACCACAGAUGUCACUUAUAAAAUGUUUGAAAUAGUAUUCACCAACUGUUUAUAAUUCGACGCUUGAAAGGCAAACGUGACUAAGCGACAAUGCAUGAACUUUACAUUAGACUAAUUUAAAGUUGAAAUUAAUUUAAAAUAUACCUGAGAAAUACCUGAAAAAAAAUCUAUUUUAAGGUAUCUAGCUGCAGGAUUGAAAUGAUUUUGAUAGAUCUAGAAAAAUUUUUUUUUUUGCGCGUCGAAUUAUAAUCAUAAGAUCAUUAAAAUUUGUGUUGAUCAGAAUCGAGUUAGAUCAUAGAUGUAUAUGUCAGAGUCAAUGAUUCCAAAGUGUUAAAUUAUUUUAGAUCGUAUUUGUGUGAAGAUCAUAUCAAUUUUCCUAUUCCAUAAAAUAAUUAUAGUAUUCGUAUGAGAAGGCUGGUUCAAUUAUGUAACUGUUCUAUUAUUAUUAUUAUGUUGUAUGUUUGCAUUGAAUGAUGAAUUAAAAUAAUGAAUAAUAUAUCACUUACCUUAAUCAGUUCAUAAUAUUUUUUUAAAUAAAAUACUUAAUUUUAAAUGGUGUAAAUUUUUAUAAAUAGUAAUUAUUUGUACUUAGAAAGACUUAUCCAAAGUAUGUAUAUUUUUUAUAGAUAAAAAAAAGUUUGAAUAUGUAUUUUUGAUUGAAUAAUAAAUAAGCCUACCUAUAGUUUCGAUUUUGUUACAUGUAAACAUAAAUGUUGUUAGUAGUUUUUACAUUGUAAAUAUUAAAACCUAUUUUCAAUAGUUUUGUAUGGAUUAGAAAAUUUUUUGUUGAUUCCUUAACAUUAGAAAGGAGGUGGAGGUUACAUCAUAAAAGAAAAAGUUUCACGAAAACGCUUUAAUAUUCUUGUCUUUUCGCUGGCCGUAAAUUUUACGUGGAAUUAGAGCAAUAAGAGGUCCAUGUUCGUAUCAGAAAAAUAAAUAAACACCAAUUUUAUUUUCAAUACGUAUAAGAGUCAUUUCUUCUUAUCACAUUAAUCUAAACAUAAGACCUUCUAAUUAUAAUUUGUCCUAUUAUGAUUCGUGUUUAUAACUAGUUAAUUUAUACAAAAUAAUGAGCUAUGAAUCUGUGAUGAAUGAUGAUUUAGUAUUUUCUUCGGUUUUCGCGAGUAUUAGAGAUAAUUAAAGCUACUUUGACGGUUUUUAUUUUUGCUUUAUUUUUUUACCAUUAUAUUAUUUCCGACGUUACGAAUACUUACUGUAUGUUUUCGUAGUCUCUGACCACUAAGGUGUUAUUCAGCGAAAUUUAAAUAUGCUAACUACCGUCUAUUUUUUUUCAAACAUUAUUUCUGGCCGUCGAAAAUAAUAUAUAAUGACAAUUAAAAAAAAACGCUACAUCAAACCGUAAAAAUAGUUUUACUUAAUAUCCAUGGUGACUGAAAACUAUUCAUAUUUUUGAGAAAAUAAAACAAUAUUGCAUCGAUUAUUUAAAGAUCUUUCUGUGAUAUUGUUUCCUAACUUCUUAAUUUUGUCGAAGUCAAAGGAAGUUGUAGUUCAAGAUUCUAGAUAUUUGGCCACGACUAACACAACACCGCAAACUUUGACGGCGACUUAUUGUUUCAUCGUGUAUCCAUUGUUAUUUAUCCUAAGCUCAAUAGACUAAUCGCAUUUCGCAUUUAUUUCAAGUCGUCAAAAUGACACCUUUAUAUAAUAUGCGAGACAUUUUUGUAUGGAUAGCCAGGUAGUCCAAUUUUUUAUGAAU